Molecule: messenger RNA, 1004 nt
Organism: Peromyscus leucopus (white-footed mouse)
Lineage: Eukaryota; Metazoa; Chordata; Mammalia; Rodentia; Cricetidae
Exons: 3
Coding region: 276-902 (208 amino acids)
Source: RefSeq, a predicted model, not a curated record
UCCAUAGCAAGCUGUGCAGGACUCCUGAGGGAGCUCAUUCAGUCCCAGCUGCAUCCCUCUUAACACCCUGCCUCUGCUGGCCUGGGACCAGAAGAGCAACUGUAAUAAGCAGCCAGAGGUCCCAGUACAUAGGAGCCAGGCUGUGACAUCUCAUUAAAUCCAGUAAUAUAGAACACACUGAAUUCAUGUGAUCCUUGAGGCCUGUAUUCAUAGAAUUCUUUGCUUCUGAGUCCAGGCCCUACCACAGGCCAAAUCCUUUCUAUGAAAAGCUCAAGAUGGAACAUCAGCAGGUCAUGUCAGACCUGCAGAAUUUUGAAAAUGAGAAUUGGGAGGCCUCACAGAAGCUCAGUGAGCUGACCAAAGAGAAAGUCUUCCUUUGUGAUCUGCAGAGCCGGCUCCUGAUGGAGCAGAGUCAGCUCAAAAAGAAAUUGGAUAUGUUGAGGCAAGAGAAGGAGAACCUACUAGAGGAUUGGGUCCUGCUGAAGCAACACUUGGGUGACUUGCAAGUGCUCAGUAAGGAUCAAGAAGAGAGCAGUGACCUCCAGAACCAGCAGCAGGAGGAGCAGCAAAGAAUGGAAGAGAGACUCCAGAGCUUGCUGAAGCAGAGGGAGCUGGUCACACAACAAAAACAGCUGGCAUUAAAGCUGCAGCAUCAUUUGACUGUCUCUCAGAUGAGACCCAGGCUGAAGUUGGGGUAUGGAGCCAAUUGGGUCCCCUGUACCAGGGCUCUCUGUCCUUUGUGGGCUUUUGCUUAUCAGCAAGACUCCCUUCUCCAAGCAUGGGUAGACCAACUCAGAACUCAGAGAAUUAUGCUGGUCCCGUCAACAAGAACUUCUGUCCAGCAAACAAUAUGUUUGAUACUCCCUGGGUCUAUAGACUUGUGUCCCAUCCCUCCCUUCUGAUUUCUCUGGUAUGUUCUCAGCAGGCUUUCCUUGAACUCAGAGAUCUGCCUGCUUAUGCCUCCCAAGUGAUGGGAUUUAAAAGUUUGCCUCACCAUAUCUGAC